This is a messenger RNA of Salvelinus fontinalis (brook trout), 2367 nucleotides long. RefSeq names its product UBA-like domain-containing protein 1. The transcript has 3 exons. The record is from RefSeq and is a predicted model, not a curated record. Lineage: Eukaryota; Metazoa; Chordata; Actinopteri; Salmoniformes; Salmonidae. The coding region runs from base 196 to 702 and encodes 168 amino acids. Gene Ontology annotation, molecular function: protein binding.
AUUGGCUACCGACUGGUGUCACUCAAGGGGGCGCUACUUACACUACUGAUCAGUGCUCUUACAGUAAAUAUUUGUGUUUGCUCAACCGGCUGUAAUGGUGGAUGACUGAGACAGAAAGGAGAGGAAUAAAACCACGAACACGAAGUCCAGACGCAACACUACGAGCCGCGAGUAGGAAUAAAGCUUCGUCGCAAAAUGGAGGAACUCAAACACCAAGUAAUGAUAAACCAGUUCGUCUUGACAGCAGGUUGUGCGGCAGAUCAGGCGAAGCAGCUUUUGCAAGCGGCACAUUGGCAAUUUGAGACUGCCCUCAGUGCCUUUUUUCAAGAAACGAAUAUUCCAUACGGUCACCAUCAUCAGAUGAUGUGCACCCCAGCCAACACACCGGCCACCCCGCCCAACUUCCCUGAUGCCCUCACCAUGUUCUCCCGACUCAAGGCCUCGGAGAGCUUCAACAGCAGCAGCCCCAUGGCCUCCAUGGCCACCUCUCCCCCUCCUCCACACGGUUGCUGGGGCGUGCCCCCACUCCCCAUGCCCAUGAGCGGCCCACAGGGUCAGGGACUCUGGACUCAGGGGCAGCCCCCUUCGCAGCCCCCCUCUAACCCCACUGUCUGGCCCACGGGGGUCACCGUUAACCCCCACCAACACCAACACCCAGCCACCGAACAGAAGGCGAGUGUGGCCAUGGAGGCCGAGAGAUGAGGGGCCAGAACUAGACGGCCCUGGAGGGAGGGGAGGGGAGGGGGAUGAGUGGUGAGGAAAAGAAAGUGAAGGUGUGUCUCUUUCCAAUUGAGGAUGGUAGGGUGGAGAUAGAGACAGCUACACAAACCAAGAAAAACCAAGCAAGUACUAAACGUGGACAAUUCAAGAAGUGGAAACAAUGCAAAUAAGAAAUCAAACGUAUUUUUUUGUUUUUUAAGAAGCGCACACACUUAGUAAUAAGAAAGAGAGCAACUGAAAUCUUUGUUUAGAAAAAAAUAUUCUCUCAGUAAAUGCAUAGAUAAGAGAAAUGUAUGGAACAAAAAAUCUUCAAGUCCAAGGAUUAUACUUCUGAUGUUUUCUGAGACAAGGACUUAAAAGGCAGCAACUGUUUCUGCUCUUUCUUUUCUUCUCUUCUUUUCAUCUGUGUUUUUCUCUACUGGGAACAUGUUAUAAAGAGUGUGUGUACUGCAUGGAGAGAGAGGAUCUGGCAGUGCAGUGUUUAUACUUUACUCAUCACGAACGUGUUUGUGUGUAACCAUCUUUCACACACACACACACACACGCACAGCAGAGCAGAAGAAACAACGACCUAGUUUUCAUUACCCAUCAUAAGGUGGGACUCUUCUUACCUCACCUAGUCGUCACCUGACUUCUUUCAGCCUAUCAGGGAUUCUCAACUGUUUGACAACGCAGGACAUUUUUUUUAAACCAAUUGUGAUUUUUCAGCUCUGGUAUUUGCUCAUGUUGACAGUGGUAUUGUGCACUGCUAUAGCUUUUCUUUCCAACGAGGGGUGAUGCUUUGCUAUUAACCUGGUCUGGAAGAUAGAACUGUCCACUGCAAGGUUUCUGCAGAUUUGGGUAUUAUAUAAAAAUCACGGUUUGAUAUAUUAUAGUUUAAUAUGUUUUUUUUCCUUGGUGGGAGGAUUUGCGAGUGGGCGGGAUUUGUUUAGGUUGUGUUUGGGAAGAGCUGAUCGGUGAGGGGGGAAAAAAUAUCUACAGAAAAAACAGACUACUAUACUAUUUGUAAAGCAGAACUUGACACUUUGCAUGAUGUGCUCAUAAUGUAUACUGUCUUUUGUAGCAAAUGUACAUGAAACCGAGAUGUGUUUCUGGCUGUGGGGGCAGGGGAUACUACAUUUGAACCAGUAUUUUACUAGGCACGUCGGUUAAGACCACAUUCUUAUUCACAAUGACGGCCUAUAUGUUUUUUUCCAUUCCCUCUGGUAUAUCAUUUCUAUUGCAGCAUUAUACAACUGGUCAUCCCGUGUACUGUGAUCCUGCCUAUAGCAGGCUAUGAAAGGCAUUGAUUCAAGGCAAUAUUCACAUGCAUUCAGUUCUGUUGUCAUUGGGUUAUUUAAAUUGAAUAAAGUAUAUAAAAUAAAACCUAGCUAGAAAUAUCUUUUUCUUUUUUUAGGAAGAAAAAUAAACUAGGAAUAACUUCUUUGGACAAUAUAAUAAUGAUUAUGAGUAAACCAUCUUUAAAUUGACUAAAAUAAUGUUUCAGUUCAUCCCUUAUCCACCAUUUUGUUUGAAUCCGGGCGUCUCGGGAUGGUUUCCCCCUGUAUGACUGUAUUGAUAUACCAUUUCCACAAUAUUUGUGGACUACCUGAUAAUUAACUUAUCAUUUUUUGUGUUCCUAAAUAAAUAUUGUAUGUUGACCUUCAA